AUGUCGAAUACAAAUCGAUCCGAUUCCUAUUAUGCAUCAGUAAAACGAAGUUCACACCCUCUUAUAACAAUACCAAUAGUAAAACAUAGACGAUCAAUAACAAGUGGAAAUGUUGAUCGAACAUCUGUCUGUAAUCAUGCCAUAUCCGAUUUAUCUUCAAGUGCAAGAUCUACAACGAUAACAGCGAUUACCAAUUCAAUUCCUAAUUAUCAAGAUUUUCGAACUCAACAAGUUAUUAUGGAUAAUUACUCAAAACAACUAAAUACUUUACCAAAAGUAAAACCACCACGUGAAGUUUCACUUCGUGUUAAAUUUAUUCGUCUUGGUGAAGUGAGUACAUUACAUGAAAAAUUUUAUGCUGAAGUUGUUAUUGAAGCACGAUGGUUAUAUGAUCCAGAAACAGCUUCAUGGAAUCCAAAUCUUUAUGUUAAAAAUGCACUUGGUGAUGUUAAACAAGAAAUUGCUAGUCAAUUAGUUAAUAAUUUAGAUGAACCUGUUUAUGGUGAUAAUAAAGAAUAUGAUAUUAUUUAUGUUUGGGAAAUACGUAAGGUUGCUGGUACAUUUUGGGAAAAACUUGAAUUAAAUAGUUUUCCAGCAGAUGUUCAACAACUUUCAUUACAAAUUGUUACAAGAUAUCCUAUUGAAGAAUGUAUUUUAGUUGAAAAUCGUUUUCAACCAUCAAUGGUUAAUCGUGAAGCAUUUUUAGGUAGUUUAAAAAUAAAAGAUAAUCAAUCAAUAAAUAGUGUUUAUGUUUUGAUAGCACAACAAGAAUGGUUUCUUUAUGAACAUAUUGAAACACGUUCAACAAUAACAACAGAAGAUUUUAGUUUUCGACCUAUUCGCCAAUCGACUUAUCUUGUGACUUGUUGUGUUGCUCGUCGACCUGGUUAUUUCUAUUGGAAUGUUUAUUUACUUAUUUUUCUUAUUACACUUAUUGCUCUUACUGUCUAUGGUGUUGCACCUGAACAUGCACAUAGUCGUCUUCAAAUUACUGGAACACUUUUACUUACUUCUAUUAUGUUCCGCUGGUCGGUAUCUCGUCUUCUUCCUCCUGUUUCUUACUUAACUUUAUUAGAUAAAUAUACAUUGAUUUCAUUAGUUUUUAUUUCACUCAAUUCUAUAUGGCAUUCAAUAAUUGCUUUUCUUAUUCGAGAUAUGGGUAUAUCAAAAACGAUUGAUUAUUAUGUACUUAGUUUAUUUACAAUUAUUUUUCUUGUUUAUCAUUUUUUAAUGGCAUUUAUUUUAUUUCAAGCGUUACGUAAUCGUCAAAUAAUGCUUGAAAGUGAUCGUAAAUAUGCAUCGAAAUUAGCUGGCAUGUUUGAAACAUUUGUACAAGGUCAUCAUGCUGUACAACGUUUUAGAGAUAGACAAAAUUCAACUCAUGCAUCUCUAUUUGUCUAA
This is a messenger RNA of Rotaria sp. Silwood2, 1401 nucleotides long. The record is from the annotation of a GenBank genome assembly. NCBI's taxonomy places the organism in Eukaryota, Metazoa, Rotifera, Eurotatoria, Philodinida, Philodinidae.